Molecule: messenger RNA, 777 nt
Organism: Caenorhabditis remanei
Lineage: Eukaryota; Metazoa; Nematoda; Chromadorea; Rhabditida; Rhabditidae
Exons: 6
Coding region: 1-777 (258 amino acids)
Cellular component (GO): membrane
Molecular function (GO): protein dimerization activity; G protein-coupled peptide receptor activity
Source: RefSeq, a predicted model, not a curated record
AUGCACAUGAUAAUUUGUGUGUUCAUGUCAUCUCAAUAUCGAGAGACUUCAUUGCUGGUUGUCAGAUGCGGUCAGCUUACGGAUUAUUUCAAGUACAAUAUAGUGCCGAAUGAUGAGGACUACAAAUGUACUCAAUAUAUGACCACUGAAUUCCGCUGGUAUUGGAAUCAGGUGUUCACGUAUUAUCCUAACAAGAAAGCUUAUACAUAUAUUAAGAUUACAGAAUCGCUUCUUUCGAAAAUAAUUCCAUGUGUUGCCUUCCCAGUAGUCACCUUAUUCUUGAUAUUAGAAAUACGAAAAGCUAAUAUUCAGCGUCAGAAGUUGGAGUCGUCUUCGGAAACCAAAAAAUCUAAGAACACUUCUAAAUUAGUUUUAUGCUUGACACUCCCAUUCUUCAUUGCCGAGCUUCCUCUUGGUAUUGUUUUCUGGAUGAGUCAGUCGAACAUUUUUGUGGAGGAAGAACGAUUUUAUUUCAUAUUGGAGGCAUUCGAAAAAUGUUUCUCUUUUAUUCUCUCCGCAACCACUGCAACUCACAUGAUCAUUUGUGUGUUCAUGUCAUCUCAAUAUCGGAAAAGCCUAAUAUCUGUUAUCCAAUGUGGUUUUGUUUCUCAGGCCAAUGCCCGCCAAAAAGAGGCCAACCGAGUAAUUCGUGACGCUUUUCACCAACUGCAAAUGGUUCUGCCGUGGAAGAACAGGGAUGGAGCCCCGACAAGACGAAUGAUUCUGUGGAGAGCUAUUGAGCACAUUCGUCGUCUUAACGAUCUGCUUGGAAAAUGA